Molecule: messenger RNA, 551 nt
Organism: Cryptomeria japonica (Japanese cedar)
Lineage: Eukaryota; Viridiplantae; Streptophyta; Pinopsida; Cupressales; Cupressaceae
Product: basic blue protein-like
Exons: 2
Coding region: 52-429 (125 amino acids)
Cellular component (GO): plasma membrane
Molecular function (GO): electron transfer activity
Source: RefSeq, a predicted model, not a curated record
CAAGUUUAGUUUUUGUUGGGAGUUUUAUCUGGAUCCUGUGCAUAGCUAGAAAUGACUAGCCAGGGAAGAGGCAGUGCAGUGCUUUUGGUGGUGUUGAUUGUGGUGGUGAACCUUCAAUGGAGAUCUGUGGAAGGGCAUGUUUACACAGUGGGAGGCACCCAGGGAUGGGGAUUUCAUUCCUACAAAAAGUUCUCCGCUGUUAAGUACAGAGCUGGAGAUAGCUUAGUGUUCAUCUACCCACAAUUUGAACACAAGGUAGUGCAGGUGUGGUCUAAGGAGGAUUAUGAUAAGUGUGUGGUAUCAAAAGGAGCAAAGAGCUAUACCUCUGGACGGGAUAAGAUUGUACUGAAGCGGGGUUGGAACUAUUUCAUUUGCCCCUGUAAAGGGCAUUGCUCAAAUGGAAUGAAGCUUAAAGUUAAAGCAUUUUAGGUUAACCAUAAUGUAAUCUGUAAUGAAAGUCAGACAGGGGACUUUCUAUUUCAGUUGUUUUUAACUAAUUCAAGGAGAAUAUUAAGUUAUAAACUUAUGUUUCUCAUUUUGAUUUCAAGAGU